AUGGGUUUCUACAAAACGUGUUGGCCUUUCUUAAAGAAAGAGAUUCUUAACUUUGUCAAGGAGUUUCAUGCUUUCUCCGUCCUUCCUAAAGCGGUUACCGCUUCCUUCUUGGCUCUAAUUCCCAAGGUAAAUAAUCCAUUGUCUUUAGACGAAUAUAGACCUAUUUUCCUCAUUAGUAGUAUGUAUCGGAUUUUGGCUAAAUUGUUGGCGUCGAGAUUGAAGAUGGUUUUGGGAAAGCUUAUUUCUACUUGCCAAUCCGCUUUUCUACCUAAUCGUAACAUGUUGGAUGGAGUUCUUGUCUUGAAUGAAUCGUUGGACUUUGCAGAGAGGUUUAACAAAAGGUGCAUGAUGGUAAAGGUCGGUUUCGAAAAGGCGUAUGAUUGUGUGUCGUGGGAUUUUCUUUGGUAUAUGCUUGAAAGGACGGGGUUUGGCGUAAAAUGGAGAAGUUGGAUCGAAGCGCUUGUUUUUAAUAGUUCCAUGUCUAUUUUGGUGAAUGGUAGUCCUACUCGAGAUUUUGAGGUUUUUAAAGGACUUAGACAAGGUGACUCACUAUCACCUUUUCUUUUGUUGUUGGUGGCGGAAGGAUUAUCGGGCAUGGUUAAAGUGGAAUCCUCUCUUGGAGAGUUUAUGGGUGAGGAUUCUUGGAAUAAUCUUUGGAAGUUUAAGGCUAUUCAUAGAGGCUUUGAACUUGCAUCGGGUUUGAAGGUAAACUUGUCCAAAAGUAGACUUUUUGGGGUUAACUUAGAUCCUAGCUUUAUUCAAGCCGCUUCCUCCUUUCUUAAUUGCGAGAUUGGAGCUCCUUCCUCUUUUGUGUUUCUUGGGAUUCCGGUGGCGAUCAAUCCUAGAAGAUGUUCGACUUGGAGACCAAUUGUGGACAAACUAAGGAAGAGAUUAGGUGGAUGGCAUCACAAACACUUGUCAAUAGGAGGGAGAGUGGUGCUCUUGAAUUGCGUCUUAUCCAGUAUCCCGAUUUUCUUCUUUUAUUUCUACAAAGCUCCUAAGGCUAUUGUAAAGGAGAUUAUUGCCAUACAAAGAUCUUUUCUUUGGGGGGUGAGGAGGGAAGGAAGAAGGUACGACGAUAUCAAGAAAGCUAUGCUCAUGGCUCCGUCUUUUAAUUCGAGGAGGAAUUCUUCCCUUUGGUGGAGGGAUCUUUGUUCGGUAGGUGCGGAUUCUUCAAUCACUUCUUCAAAUUGGUUCGCUUCAUCUAUCUCUCUUAAGCUCGGAUCGGGUUCUUUCAUUCUUUUUUGGAUUGAUUGUUGGUUGUGUAACAAUCCGCUUAGCACUAUGUUUCCGGAGUUGUUCUCUUUAGCCGAAGAUUCUCGUUGCAAGGUGAUGGACAUGGGUUUUUGUAAUGGAGAUAUUUGGAGUUGGCAUUUGACAUCUUUUAUUAGACCCAUGGACCGGGUAGCCGCGGCACAGUUUGAAGAACUUCGGAUUCUUCUCGUUCCGGUUCACCCCUUUAGCUCGGAAUUGGACGGUUUCAAGUGGUGGCGUCAUGCUUCCGGUUUUUCGGUUAGUAAUGCUUAUGAUUCUUUCUCCUUGUGUGUUGUUCCGUCAUUCUCUUUGGAACCUUCUUUACGAUUAGUUUUCUCUAGUCUUUGGAAGACCAAAGUUCCUAGUAGAAUCCUUAUUUUUGGUUGGAGAUUGAUUUGGAAUAGGCUUCCAACUAAGGUUGAUUUAGCAAAACGGGGCAUUUUAGCUAAUCCAAAUGAUAUUCGUUGUCCCUUUUGCCCUAAUUUUGAGGAAGAUCUUAAUCAUCUCUUCUUUGAGUGUUCUUUUAAUAAUCUUUGGUGGAGGAAACUUCUUAGUUGGUUGUGUUUGGUUGACGAUUCCGCGGUUGAUUCGAUAGUGGGUUGUCUUUGUUGGUUGGAGGAGCAUUGUGGUAAAGCGGGGGGUAUUGGUUUGAAGUGGUUCUUCGGUCUAGUCUUUUGUUGGAUUAUGUGGAUUUGUAGGAAUGAUGUUAUUUUCAAUGGCUUGGAUGUGAACUCCUUUGAUGGUUUAUCUCUCAUGAAAGCCCUCUCUUGGGAUUGGUUUAGUGUUUUCUUUAAGAAUUAUUGUAAUAGGUCUCGGGAGGAGUGGUUCCUAGACCCGGGAUUUUUUUGUUGUAAUUUUGGUCGGAUUCUUUGUUGUUGGGUUGGUUUGUGUGUGAUACACCGACCGAUUUUAUUUCUCUUUGUAUUUGGGUUAAGCACCCCUAGUGCUUUUUAA
Molecule: messenger RNA, 2208 nt
Organism: Vicia villosa (hairy vetch)
Lineage: Eukaryota; Viridiplantae; Streptophyta; Magnoliopsida; Fabales; Fabaceae
Exons: 3
Coding region: 1-2208 (735 amino acids)
Source: RefSeq, a predicted model, not a curated record